Molecule: messenger RNA, 2075 nt
Organism: Tauraco erythrolophus (red-crested turaco)
Lineage: Eukaryota; Metazoa; Chordata; Aves; Musophagiformes; Musophagidae
Source: RefSeq, a predicted model, not a curated record
CUAACAGUGGCGCCGAAAUUCCUACCAAAUACCUUGAUCAGUGCAGAUUUUGCAGCCAAUUAUCUCACUAAGAUAUAUGGGCUCACAUUUGGACAGAAACCAAACUUGAGAUCUGUGUAUCUUCAUAACAACAAACUUUCGGAUGCUGGAUUACCUGAUAAUAUGUUCAAUGGCUCUGAUAAUGUGGAGAUACUCAUCAUGUCCAGCAAUUUCUUGAAGUAUGUUCCAAAGAAUCUUCCUCCAGCACUGUAUAAAUUACACUUGAAGAACAACAAGCUAGAGAAGAUUCCCAAAGGAGCCUUCAGCGAACUUACAGGUCUGCGGGAGCUAUAUUUGCAGAAUAACUACUUGACUAAUGAAGGAAUGGACAACGAAACUUUCUGGAAAUUGUCUAGUCUUGAAUAUCUGGAUUUGUCCAGCAAUAACCUCUCACAAAUCCCGAGUGGUUUACCUCGAAACAUCGUCCUCCUCCACCUGGAGAAGAAUGCAAUUAAGGUCAUUGGCAGAGAUGUCUUGACCCAAAUUAAGAACUUGGAGUACCUUCUGCUCCACAAUAACAAACUAAAAGCCCGAGGUAUUCAUCCAUUAGCCUUCCAGGGCUUAAAGAAGCUGCACACUGUCCACCUGUACAACAACAUGCUGGAAAGGAUUCCCAGUGGGCUGCCCCGGCGAGUGAAAACACUUAUGAUCCUUCAUAACCAGAUCUCUGAGAUUAACAGGAAUGACUUUGCUACCACUUACUUCCUUGAAGAGCUGAACCUGAGCUACAACAAGCUCAAAAGUCCCCAGAUCCAUCGUGAGGCCUUCCGGAAACUGAGGCAACUAAAGUCCUUGGAUCUUUCUGGAAACAAUCUUCACACAGUGCCAUUUGGCUUUCCAAAGAACUUGCAGAUUCUGAAGCUGAAGGAGAAUGAGAUAAGCAUCAUCCCAAAAGGGACUUUGUCUGGGAUGACAAAGCUGCGGGAACUGUAUUUGAGCAACAAUAAACUGAAAGUAAAUUCCAUUUAUUCAAGAGCAUGGAGAGAACUCAGCAGUCUCCAGUCACUAGACAUGGCUGGCAACCAGCUGACUUCCAUCCCAUCAGGCCUGCCCGAAUCUCUAGAAUAUCUGUAUCUUCAGAACAACAAGAUCACAACAGUUUCAGAGAAUGCUUUUGAAUCCACACCCAAAAUAAAAGGGAUUUACCUCAGGUUUAAUAAGAUUGCAGUUGGAGCACUGAAGGAAAGUACCUUCCAAAACCUAAAGCACCUACAGGUGCUGGACAUUGAAGGGAACCUUGAAUUCAGCAACAGUUCAAAGAAUAAAGACGACUCAGAAGAGGAAAUGGAAGAUGAGGAAGAGGAAGAAGAACUGAGAUAAAAUGUGAACUCACACAAGCACAUCAUGUGGGAGGAAAGCAUAUGGAAAAUUACAUAUAUGCCUAUGUGUAUAUAUCUAUAUAGAUAUACAGAGAACACUUAGCAAAACGUGCAAUGAAUUACGCAGAAACUGUCAUGGCACUGGGCCAGGCUCAUGGAAGACAACGUGUUACAGUGCGUUAUUCAGGGAGAGACCCUGAAUGCCUUUCCAAAGCUUCCAAAUCAUCUUAUACAAGACCCAGGAUCAUAAGGGAUUGCUCUGGAACUCACAAAAGCUGGCUUUUGUUUCUUCUGUUUCUCUUCCUUCACUGUUUCCAUCUGUAAUAACAAUAUGGGACUGUUCUGAACACAUGCCUUCAAAUGCUGUUUUUGUCGCUGCAUUUUAAGUGAACCAUGUAUAUGCUUCUUUUCUUUUCCUGCACCCCAAAGAAGCUGGUUUUGAUCAGGAAAGAUGGAUAUUUGCAGUCGCUUCAUGUGUGGAGCAGUAUAUGAGGCAUUUUGGUCAUCAAGCAGCAGUAAUAAUUCUGGAUGCAACUAUUCCUCUGUUCUAAAAAUGUGUAUAUUUGGAUGAGAAAAACAAAGUAAGGCUGGAUCCCAUAAUAUUUUAUCUCUACUGCCAAAGCCUGCAGUAUAUGCCUGUUUUAGAAAGGUUUUAAGAUAAAAGAAUUGUUCUUGUGAAUAUAUAUAUAUAUAAAAAAUCUGUACGUCUGCCUUCCA